AAAUCAAACGGCCACCACCCUAGAGCAAUAAACUCCUCCCAACCUCCCUCCUCUACAUCACACACACAACAGCAGCAGCAAACAAGACGCCAAAGGAGAAGAAUGAGAGAGAUCGACCGGGCGAUGGGGGCGAGGCUCCUGCAGGCGGUGGCGGGGCUGAUGAGCACGUGCACGCGGCGGGUGCAGCGUGCGGCGAGGAGGAUGGGCUCCGCCUCCGGCAACCGCGUGGUGGCGGUGCCGUGGAGGAAGGCCUUCUCGCUGCCGUCGGCGAAAUCAGGGAAGGCCGGGGGCAAGGGCAAGGAGGAGGGCGGCGGCGGGGGGCUGUGGAGGAAGGAGAUACUGAUGGGGGAGAGGUGCCAGCCGCUCGAGUUCUCCGGGGUCAUCUACUACGACGCCGACGGCCGCAUCCUCUCCCAGCCGCCAAGGUCGCCCAUGCGCAGCCCGCGCCCGGCGUACGUCGCCGCCAACGCCGGCCUCCACUAGCUGUAUUGUUCUUGGGUCAGUUCGAGUCAGCCGAUCCAGCAAAACGAUGGCGAGGCUUGCUCUGUUUUUCUUUUUCAGUUCGGGGAGACAGAGUGUUCUGUGUUUCUUUUUUCGUGUAUACGGUGAUCCUAGUGUUCUGUGUUUUUUCCUUUUCUCAAUCGUGUUGUAAUGAUAGGAUAUGCAAGAUUUUGUUGCUGAUUGUUCUUAUCCAUAUUACUUUCUGCAAAA
Messenger RNA from Brachypodium distachyon (stiff brome), 711 nucleotides. RefSeq lists its product as uncharacterized. The transcript has a single exon. Bases 103 to 483 code for a protein of 126 amino acids. The record is from RefSeq and is a predicted model, not a curated record. Lineage: Eukaryota; Viridiplantae; Streptophyta; Magnoliopsida; Poales; Poaceae.